Molecule: messenger RNA, 6332 nt
Organism: Bombyx mandarina (wild silkworm)
Lineage: Eukaryota; Metazoa; Arthropoda; Insecta; Lepidoptera; Bombycidae
Gene: RpII215
Product: RNA polymerase II subunit RpII215
Biological process (GO): transcription by RNA polymerase II
Cellular component (GO): RNA polymerase II, core complex
Molecular function (GO): DNA binding
Source: RefSeq, a predicted model, not a curated record
AUGGCGACGGCGAAUGAUUCUAAGGCGCCUUUGCGUCAAGUAAAAAGAGUACAGUUUGGAAUACUAUCCCCAGAUGAAAUUCGACGCAUGUCAGUUACUGAGGGAGGGAUUCGAUUCCCGGAGACCAUGGAAGGUGGAAGACCGAAGCUUGGCGGUCUUAUGGAUCCUCGACAAGGGGUAAUUGACAGAAGCUCACGGUGUCAAACGUGUGCUGGGAAUAUGACAGAAUGUCCAGGACACUUUGGGCACAUUGAUUUAGCUAAACCAGUUUUCCAUAUUGGUUUCAUAACAAAAACAAUAAAAAUACUCAGAUGUGUAUGCUUUUAUUGUUCAAAGCUGCUUGUCAGCCCUACAAAUCCAAAGAUAAAAGAAGUUAUAAUGAAAUCCAAGGGCCAACCCCGCAAACGGUUGACCUAUGUUUAUGAUCUGUGCAAAGGAAAAAAUAUAUGUGAAGGUGGUGAAGACAUGGAUAUUGGGAAAGAAGGUGAAGAAGGUAAAAGAGGAUCUGGUCAUGGUGGUUGUGGGCAUUAUCAACCCUCUAUUAGACGACAAGGUCUAGAGCUCACAGCUGAGUGGAAACAUGCUAAUGAAGAUACACAAGAAAAGAAAAUUUUUGUCUCUGCAGAAAGAGUAUGGGAAAUUUUGAAACAUAUAACAGAUGAAGAUUCAUUUAUUUUGGGUAUGGAUCCAAAUUUUGCAAGACCAGAUUGGAUGAUUGUGACGGUUUUGCCUGUCCCUCCAUUGUGUGUUCGUCCAGCUGUUGUUAUGUUUGGCUCUGCCAAAAAUCAAGAUGACUUAACCCACAAGCUAGCUGAUAUAAUAAAAGCUAACAAUGACUUGGAAAAAAAUGAGCAGUCUGGAGCUGCUGCUCAUGUCCUUGCAGAGAAUAUAAGAAUGUUACAAUUUCAUGUUGCUACUUUUGUUGACAAUGACAUGCCUGGUAUGCCAAAAGCUAUGCAGAAAUCUGGGAAGCCCUUAAAGGCUCUCAAAGCCAGAUUGAAAGGAAAAGAAGGAAGAAUUCGAGGAAAUCUAAUGGGGAAACGUGUUGACUUCUCAGCUAGGACAGUAAUCACACCUGAUCCAAAUUUACGUAUAGAUCAAGUUGGGGUUCCCAGAUCAAUUGCUCAAAAUAUGACAUUCCCAGAGUUGGUGACUCCAUUUAAUCUUGAUAGAAUGCAAGAACUUGUCCGAAGAGGAAAUGCACAAUACCCUGGGGCAAAGUACAUUGUAAGAGAAAACGGAGAAAGAAUUGAUUUAAGAUUCCAUCCUAAAUCUUCAGAUUUACAUUUACUCUAUGGUUACAAAGUAGAAAGACAUCUAAGAGAUGAUGACCUUGUUAUAUUUAAUCGUCAACCAACUCUUCACAAAAUGAGUAUGAUGGGUCACAGAGUUAAGGUACUUCCUUGGUCAACGUUUCGUAUGAAUUUGAGUUGCACAUCACCUUACAAUGCUGAUUUUGAUGGAGAUGAAAUGAAUUUGCAUGUUCCUCAAUCAAUGGAAACAAGGGCUGAAGUUGAAAAUAUUCAUAUAACACCUAGACAAAUUAUAACUCCACAGGCUAAUAAACCUGUAAUGGGUAUUGUGCAGGACACAUUGACUGCCGUUAGAAAAAUGACUAAGAGAGAUGUUUUUUUAACAAAAGAACAAGUAAUGAAUCUUCUUAUGUUUUUACCUACAUGGGAUGGUAAAAUUCCUCAACCUUGCAUUUUGAAACCACAGCCUUUAUGGACAGGUAAACAAAUAUUCACUUUAAUAAUACCUGGUCCCGUUAAUAUGAUUCGAACUCACUCUACUCAUCCUGAUGAAGAAGAUGAUGGCCCUUACAAGUGGAUUUCUCCAGGAGAUACCAAAGUUGUUGUAGAACAUGGAGAACUACUAAUGGGUAUUUUGUGUAAAAAGUCGCUUGGUGCAUCUGCUGGCUCUCUGUUGCAUAUUUGCAUGUUGGAAUUAGGCCAUGAAACUGCUGGACGAUUCUACGGUAACAUUCAGACUGUCAUUAAUAACUGGCUUCUGUUGGAAGGUCACUCAAUUGGUAUUGGUGACACUAUUGCUGAUCCACAGACAUAUCAGGAAAUUCAGCGUGCAAUCGUAAAAGCUAAAGAUGACGUAAUAGAAGUCAUUCAGAAAGCCCACAAUAUGGAAUUGGAACCCACACCUGGUAAUACACUAAGGCAGACCUUUGAAAAUCAAGUGAACCGUAUCCUCAAUGAUGCUCGUGAUAAAACAGGUGGAUCUGCUAAGAAAUCAUUAACAGAAUACAAUAAUCUCAAAGCUAUGGUAGUUGCUGGCUCGAAAGGUUCAAACAUUAAUAUUUCACAAGUCAUUGCUUGUGUAGGCCAACAGAAUGUUGAAGGAAAACGAAUCCCAUUUGGAUUUAGAAAACGCACCUUACCCCACUUUAUUAAAGAUGAUUAUGGUCCUGAAUCCAGAGGUUUUGUUGAAAACUCUUAUCUAGCUGGUCUGACUCCUUCAGAAUUCUAUUUUCACGCCAUGGGUGGACGUGAAGGUUUAAUUGAUACUGCUGUAAAAACUGCUGAAACUGGAUACAUUCAACGGCGUCUCAUUAAAGCCAUGGAGUCUGUAAUGGUCCACUAUGAUGGUACAGUUAGAAACUCUGUUGGACAACUUAUUCAAUUGAGGUAUGGUGAGGACGGUCUCGCAGGAGAGACAGUAGAAUUCCAGAACCUGCCGACUGUUAAAUUGUCAAAUAAAGCAUUUGAAAAGAAAUUCAAAUUUGACUCUUCCAAUGAGAGAUAUCUGAAGAGAAUUUUCAGUGAAGACAUAGUCAGAGAGCUAACAGAAUCUGGAAGUGUCAUAGCUGACCUUGAAAGUGAGUGGGAACAACUUUCUAAAGACAGAGAAACAUUACGUCAGAUUUUCCCAACGGGAGAAUCUAAGGUUGUAUUGCCAUGUAAUUUCAAGAGAAUGAUUUGGAAUGCUCAGAAAACAUUCCACAUAAACAAGAGAAUACCAACAGACUUAAGCCCUAUCAAAGUUAUAAAAGGUGUAUCAGACCUUCUAAAGAAGUGUGUCAUUGUAGCUGGUGAUGAUCGUUUGUCUAAGCAAGCCAAUGAGAAUGCUACAUUACUUUUCCAAUGCUUAGUGAGAUCAACACUUUGUACAAAAUUUGUAUCUGAAGAACAUAGAUUAUCUAGUGUAGCAUUUGAAUGGCUUAUCGGGGAAAUAGAGGCAAGAUUCCAGCAAGCACAAGUAAAUCCAGGUGAAAUGGUAGGCGCUUUAGCUGCUCAAUCACUUGGUGAGCCAGCUACUCAGAUGACAUUGAAUACCUUCCAUUUUGCUGGUGUAUCAUCCAAAAAUGUAACACUUGGUGUGCCUCGUCUGAAGGAAAUCAUCAACAUUUCUAAGAAACCAAAGGCUCCUUCUCUAACUGUAUUUUUGACCGGUGGAGCAGCCAGAGAUGCCGAAAAAGCCAAAAACGUUCUCUGUAGAUUAGAACAUACAACUUUACGUAAAGUUACUGCUAACACGGCUAUUUAUUAUGACCCUGAUCCUCAGAAUACUGUUAUUGCAGAGGACCAAGAAUUUGUCAAUGUUUACUACGAAAUGCCUGACUUUGAUCCUGCGAAAAUUUCGCCUUGGUUAUUGCGUAUUGAACUGGACCGUAAGAGAAUGACCGACAAGAAAUUAACAAUGGAACAGAUUGCUGAGAAAAUUAAUGCUGGUUUUGGUGAUGAUCUCAAUUGUAUCUUCAAUGAUGACAAUGCUGAAAAGUUAGUUUUGCGAAUUAGAAUCAUGAAUAAUGAAGAAAGUAAAUUCCAAGAUCAUGAUGAAGAGACAGUAGACAAAAUGGAAGAUGACAUGUUCUUAAGAUGUAUUGAAGCAAACAUGCUGUCUGAUAUGACUUUGCAAGGCAUUGAGGCUAUUGCAAAAGUGUAUAUGCAUUUACCACAGACAGAAGCUAAGAAACGUAUAACUAUAACUGAACAGGGAGAGUUCAAAGCUAUAGCAGAAUGGUUAUUGGAAACAGACGGCACAUCUCUUAUGAAAGUGCUCUCAGAGCGUGAUGUGGAUCCAAUCAGAACUUUUAGUAACGACAUUUGUGAGAUAUUCCAAGUGCUUGGAAUUGAAGCUGUACGAAAAUCCGUCGAAAAAGAAAUGAAUGCGGUUUUGCAGUUCUACGGUCUAUACGUGAAUUAUCGACACUUGGCAUUGCUUUGUGACGUCAUGACAGCAAAAGGUUAUCUUAUGGCCAUCACACGUCACGGCAUUAACCGACAGGACACUGGUGCUCUUAUGAGAUGUUCAUUUGAGGAAACCGUCGAUGUUUUAUUGGACGCUGCCAGUCAUGCUGAAGUGGAUCCUAUGAGAGGAGUAUCAGAAAAUAUUAUAAUGGGACAGUUGCCGAGAAUGGGUACUGGUUGCUUCGAUUUAUUACUUGAUGGCGAGAAGUGCAAGGAAGCAAUGGGCGGUCUUGGAGGCGCAGAAGUGGGAAUGUAUUUCGGUGUCGGAACGCCAUCUAUGUCACCACUUAUGACUCCCUGGUCUACACAGAAUACACCAGGAUAUGGAAGCAGCGUGUGGUCUCCAUGUCAAGUUGGCAGCAGUAUGACUCCUGGAGGACCAUCAUUCUCGCCAUCUAACGCAUCUGACGCAUCAGGACUCUCACCGGCAUACAGUAAUGCUUGGUCACCACAACCUGGUUCACCAGGAUCUCCCGGACCUCCGCUUUCACCUUACUCGUCGCCCGCAGGAGCGUCACCAUCUUACUCCCCAUCGAAUCCUGUUUACGCUCCCGCGUCCCCGAGUAUUACUCCAACAUCACCACAUUAUUCACCUGCCAGUCCUUCUUACUCUCCAACUUCACCCAAUUAUUCCCCGACUUCACCAAUAUACUCGCCAACAUCACCCAGCUACUCGCCAACAUCGCCUGGUUAUUCGCCCACAUCCCCAUUAUACUCCCCAGCUUCUCCUAGAUACUCUCCGUCAUCUCCCAACUAUUCACCAGCAAGUCCGGCUUAUUCAACAACUUCUAAUUUCCCGACAACUUCACCUAACUAUUCUCCAUCAAGUCCUUCGUAUUCUCCCACGAGUCUAUCGUAUUCUCCAACGAGCCCAGGUUAUUCCACAUCCCCUGGCUAUUCGCCCUCGUCACCUAGAUAUUCACCAAAUAGUCCUGUCUACAGUCCUACUUCAUCAAAUUAUUCGCCUUCGUCUCCAAAUUACACUUCUGGAUCUGUUUAUUCACCUACGAGUCCUACAUAUUCACCUACUUCUCGCUCAUAUUCUCCAUCAUCACCGAGCUAUUCGCAGUCUUCUCCAAAUUAUUCACCCUCGUCACCGAAUUAUUCUCCUACUUCGCCCUCUGUGGCUGGAGGUAGUCCUACAUAUUCACCAACAAGUCAGCAAUAUUCUCCAACCAGUCCACAGUAUUCUCCGACUAGUCCAGGCUAUUCUUCUACAUCACAACAUCCUAGUAGCACUAGGUAUUCGCCGUCUUCGCCUUCCUCGCCUAAUUAUUCUCCAUCAUCUCACAAUUAUUCACCUUCAUCUCCCCGGUAUUCGCCAGGAUCAUCAAAAUAUUCCCCGACAUCGCCUACUUUUACUCCUACUUCUCCCAAUUAUUCUCCGAGCUCUCCUGCGUAUUCUUCCACUGGUGGACCAUCUACCUAUUCUCCAACUUCACCAACAUAUUCAUCUACUUCACCCAAUUAUGAUGAUGGUGACGACUGAAUUGAAAAUGUUUUUUUUUACUAUAAUGUACUAUAAUUUCUACUAUACCUCCAUAAUAUACUAAAUUUAAAGUUUUAUUGUGGUGAUAAUAUUAUGUCUUAUAAUUUUUUUUUAUGACUAUGUGUAGAAAAAUAUUUCUCAUACGCUCAACAGCAUUGGAAUAGUGUGAGAUAAUAGAAGAUACAUGAAAUAAAAAUGUAUCUGUUACUAAUUUUCACUUUGUAUAGAAUAGUUAUAAGUUAUUUAGCUUAAGAAAUACAAAAUAUAAAUGGUAUAUUUAAGAUAGUGCUGUAUUUUCUUUAAACUAGAUAAAAAUGAAAAUAUUCCAUUGUUUAAAUAAUCUUUUACGGGUUUUCAUUGUUUCAAAUGUAAUUCCAAUGUGAUUGCUUUGAUCAAGACUGGUAGAUAAAUAGUUAUCUGCGGAAGAAAAUCGUAAAAGUUCAAAACAAUUUUGAAAUCUGUGGUUAAUUUACUGUUUCAAUUGAUUAAAAUUAAGUAAGGAGGAUUGAAAUGGAUAUUCAAUAAAAUGUGCGUGUACCUUAGUAUUAAGAACAAAAACAAAAAUAUAAAAAAAAGGAUUGUGUGGUUUAUGAAACCACAGUAAAAGUGAAACUUUUUUUCACAUUAUAGACAUUUAACUC